GACUAUCCAAGAUGGCGCUGCGCACAGUUUGUGCUGCUGCGCUGCGAACUGGGACAGAUUUAGGGGUCAAUAACGCGAGGACUAUUGCUACAACAGCGGUCCUCAGCAAACGGGCGCGUCCGCUGGGUCCCAUGCCCAAUGAUGACAUCGACACAUCGAACCUGGAGUCUCUGGAGACCUACCGCAGCUACAACCGCUACUUCCGACAGGCCGAGGAGGCCAAGAACAAGCGCGUGUGGUGGAAGACCUACAGGAGCUACGUGGAAAAAGCAGAUCCCGAGCACGGUGCCGAGCGCGUGGACAUCGGACUGCCGUACUGGCCUCCCAGCAGAACCAAAGUGGUGAAGGAGAGGAGGCAGGCAAUGAGUGAAAACAAGAGGAACGUCGAGCUGGAGAGGGCCUCCCGACUUCGUACUUUGAAGAUCCCCUUGGCCCGAGUGCAGGAAACCUGGGAGAAGACCGGCGGACCGUUCGACAUAAAGAAGCUGGCCGACCACUACGGGGUCUUCAGGGACCUCUUUCCAAUGGCGUAUUUUCUACCACAGGUCACCCUCCGCAUCAGCUACAGUCAGGACACAGAUGGACAAGUGCAUUAUGGGAAUCAGCUGACGCCUACAGAAGCAGUGUCGGCCCCCCGGAUCGCCUUUGACGCAGAGGAGGGUUCCCUAUGGACCCUCCUGCUUACCUCUCCAGACGAGCACCUUCUGGAUAACGAGGCAGAGUACCUCCAUUGGCUUGUCGGGAACAUUCCAGGCGGGGCGGUGCAGGCCGGAGAGGAGCUGUGUCACUACCUGCCGCCCUUCCCUGCCAGGGGAACCGGCUUCCACCGCUAUGUCUACGUCCUCUUCAAGCAGGAAAAACCCAUCAGCUUCCGGGAAGAUCUCCGCGCAUCGCCAUGCCACUCGCUGGUUGACCGCACCUUUAAGACCGUUGAUUUCUACAGAAAGCACCAGGACGACAUGACGCCAGCAGGCCUGGCCUUCUUCCAGAGCCAGUGGGACCAAUCGGUUACCAACACCUUCCACAACACACUCAACAUGAAGGAGCCGGUGUUCGAGUUCAUCAGGCUUCCAGUGUACCACCCUCCACAGGUCAAGUAUCCACACAGGCAGCCGCUGCGCUACCUGGACAGGUACAGAGAUGGGAAGGAGCACACCUACGGCAUUUACUGAUCAGGAGAAACACGUCCGACCGGAAAUCCAGUCUGGAAAGUGUGGAAUCGUCUAAAUAAACCAUUUCUUAACCGUUUCAGAGACUGGUCUUUAGUCUUGUGACAACAGCUCAUUGUCCUCAAUCAGAUGCAUAUUUUUAAAACGUUUAUUAAAAGUGUCGAUUUUUAACUCUUACUGAGGAAUAGGAACAGAAUCAGUGCCACCAGUGCGACUGGUAAACCACAAUUGUACAGUAAAAAAUAGUCGUGGGCCACAAAAGUUGCAUCUCUCUUUUUAUAAAAAGCAAAAAAAUCCAAAACAAUUCUGUUGUAAAAAUAAAUGUUUUAUUGAAAUUUUGUACAAAUUUGAUGCAUUUACCUUAUUUUCUGCAGAUGGGUCAGUGUAACUCAGGUUUCUAUCUUUAACUUAGUUUAAAAUGCACCUUAUUCCGGUUUUCUUUUCAAACUUGUUCUAUUCGGCCUUAUUUUCAGUUUAAUUAAUUGCUUAAUGGACACAAUGAAUUCAAACGAAUCUGGUAAAAAAAAAAAAAAAAAAAAA
Molecule: messenger RNA, 1709 nt
Organism: Xiphophorus maculatus (southern platyfish)
Lineage: Eukaryota; Metazoa; Chordata; Actinopteri; Cyprinodontiformes; Poeciliidae
Gene: mrpl38
Product: mitochondrial ribosomal protein L38
Exons: 9
Coding region: 12-1172 (386 amino acids)
Cellular component (GO): mitochondrial large ribosomal subunit
Source: RefSeq, a predicted model, not a curated record